Molecule: messenger RNA, 1581 nt
Organism: Panicum hallii
Lineage: Eukaryota; Viridiplantae; Streptophyta; Magnoliopsida; Poales; Poaceae
Product: indole-3-glycerol phosphate synthase, chloroplastic-like
Exons: 10
Coding region: 108-1361 (417 amino acids)
Biological process (GO): L-tryptophan biosynthetic process
Molecular function (GO): phosphoribosylanthranilate isomerase activity; indole-3-glycerol-phosphate synthase activity
Source: RefSeq, a predicted model, not a curated record
ACUGGUGCCAGCAGUGAAGCGGCCAGUAGGAGAGCUGGUGUACGACGCCCAACGGCUAACGUCCACCCCAAUCCAAUUAGCCCCCCCUCUGCUCCGCGGCGCCUCGAAUGGAAGCGCUCGCUGUAGGAUCCGCUCCUCCCCGGCCGGGCCUCGCUGCCCCGACCCGCUACCCCCACCUCCGCCGCCCGAGAACCCUCGCCGCCGCGCGCCGCCCCCUCGCCGCGGCCCCCAUGGAAGCCGCCGGAGGCGGUCGCCCGAGCCCCGCCCCGGCCCGCUGCGCCAGCGCCGAGACGGAGUCGGAGGUGGAUGAGGCCGCGACGAGCUCGCACGCCGCGGAGGCCGAGGCGGCGGGCGCCACGGAGCAAGCGGACAACGGGAGCCCCGUGGCGGAUGCCGCCGCUGCCGGGGCCUCCAUCGAGGGCGUCGACGGGAUAAGGAUCCGGCGGCGGCCCGUGACGGGGCCUGCGGUGCACUACGUCGGCCCGUUCCAGUUCCGCCUCGAGAACGAGGGGAACACGCCGCGGAACAUCCUCGAGAAGAUCGUCUGGGACAAGGACGUCGAGGUUUCGCAGAUGAAGGAGAGGAGGCCCCUGUACAUGCUGAAGGGGGCGCUGGAGGCUGCUCCUCCGGCGAGGGACUUCGUUGGGGCGCUCAAGGCGUCGUAUGAUCGGACUGGCUUGCCUGCUCUGAUUGCGGAGGUCAAGAAGGCUUCACCGAGCCGUGGUGUUCUCAGGGAGGAUUUUGAUCCGGUUCAGAUCGCUCAGGCAUAUGAGAAAAACGGAGCAGCAUGUCUAAGUGUUCUUACAGAUAAAAAAUAUUUUCAGGGAAGUUUUAACAACUUGGAGGCUAUACGCAAUGCUGGAGUCCAGUGCCCUCUUCUGUGCAAAGAGUUCAUUGUUGAUGCUUGGCAACUUUACUAUGCACGGUCCAAGGGUGCAGAUGCUGUUCUUAUAAUUGCUGCUGUAUUACCUGACCGUGAUAUCAAGUACAUGUUGAAAAUUUGCAAAAUACUAGGGAUGGCUGCUUUAGUUGAGGUUCAUGAUGAAAGGGAAAUGGACCGUGUUUUAGGAAUCGAUGGUGUACAGCUCAUUGGCAUCAAUAACCGCAAUCUUGAGACAUUUGAAGUUGAUAUUUCAAACACAAAAAAACUUCUGGAAGGUGAACGAGGACGGCUGAUAGCUCAGAAGGAUGUAAUUGUUGUAGGAGAAUCUGGGCUGGUCACCCCUGAGCAUAUUUCGUUCGUCCAAAACGCUGGGGUCAAAGCGGUUCUCGUCGGGGAGUCCCUCAUCAAGCAGGAGGAUCCAGGGAAAGCAAUCGCUGGGCUUUUCGGCAAAGAUAUUUCGCACGCGGGUGCUUCCUGAAGAUGCAGAAGGGCCGGUCGAGAUAAGCGAGAAACGCAAUGCUGGAUUGCAUCAUUUUGUAUAGCUUGGGGAAAGAUGACUCCUUUCGGAGAGUUUUUGGUCAGUCUUUUGGUUUACCUGACCUGAUCAGUGAUUUUUCCAUACUGCAGUCUUUUUUUGACCGAACCUUCGCAGACAGAUAAAUACAAGAUUAAAGUGCACAAGGUAUAUUUGAAUGAUC